Messenger RNA from Hevea brasiliensis (rubber tree), 1879 nucleotides. RefSeq lists its product as uncharacterized. The transcript is spliced from 10 exons. The coding region runs from base 422 to 1531 and encodes 369 amino acids. Gene Ontology annotation, molecular function: protein binding. NCBI's taxonomy places the organism in Eukaryota, Viridiplantae, Streptophyta, Magnoliopsida, Malpighiales, Euphorbiaceae. The record is from RefSeq and is a predicted model, not a curated record.
AGAUUUCAAUAGAAGAUAAGGAUGCUCCUAUAAACUCAUCUAGAAUCCAAUAAAAGAGGGAAAACUUACAGCUAAAUCAGCUUAUCACUUGCUUAAAGCUGACGCUGAUUUACAUUAUGUGCUGGUCAAUCAUCUUCGGUUGCCCCUCAAUCUGCGUGGAAGAGUAUUUAUAGGGCACCUGUCUAACCAAAAAUUCAACAAUUCAUGUGGAAGGACUCAAGAAAUUCUAUGGCAACAAAUUUGCUAACCGGGUUCAAGCCCAAAGUCGGCCCAACCCAGUCCGCUAUGAGCCCAGUUGCACAGCUCGCGGCAGCACUUGGCAGGUGGCAACAAAGAAAAAAGGCACAACCCGAGGAGGCAAGAGCGAGACGGGCAACCAAACCAUUGAUUGAACGAGGGAAAAGGGUAAAAAGAAGCAGCCAUGUCGGAGCCGAGACGCUUGAGAGGUCACAAAGCCACCGCAACUUGCUGUACCGCCUCACGUCUCCGUCCUGGCAUCGUUGCCACCGCCGGCGAGGAUGGUUGCGUUUGCUGGUUUGAUAUGCGAUGCAAAGAAGCACAACUUGUUUUGGAGGUUGGCCAGGAACCUAUUUCUUCAUUGUGUUUCAUGCCAGGAAAUGAAGACAUUAUUUACAUUUCAUCAGGAAGCGAAGUCAAGUGUUUUGAUGUGAAUAUGGUAACCAUUAAGCGAUACAGGCUGUUGCAAAGUUACAAUUACAAUAAGGAGGAAAUAAAUCAGGUUGCUUGCAACUCAAAGUCAACAUUUCUUGCUUCUGCAGAUGAUAGUGGUGAUGUCAAGAUUAUUGACAUACAUCAGCAUUGCCUUUAUAAAACACUGAGAGCUGGUCAUACAAGCAUUUGUAGCAGUGUUCAGUUCAUUCCUUGGAGACCUUGGGGAGUGAUUACUGGAGGACUCGACUCAAAGCUUGUCAUGUGGGACUUUUCCAAAGGGCGCCCAAUCAAAAUUGUAGAUUUUGGUGUGCCUGAAAUGAAGGGAAGCAGCAUGGCACAGUGUUUCAAUCCUGCGUUUGUUCAUGCAAUAGCAGUUCCAGAUGCUGAUAUGUUAGACAAGUCAGGCAAUGUAUGCAUUGUUGGUAGGGGUGAUGGGGCCCUUGAUGUGAUCAACAUUGAAUCAGAGCUUGCUGCUACUAGGUCAAAAUGUACCACCAAAGCUCACAAAGGAUCUCAAUCAACGUCUAAAGGCAGUAUUACAACUCCAGGCACAGAAGGAAAGAGGUUGCAUUUGGAUUACACUUUGGGUGGCCAUGUUGCUGCUGUGUCCUGUGUGGCAUUCUCACUGUUUGGAGAGAGGGGGAAGUUUAUAAUUACAGGUGGAAAUGACAAGUCAGUGAAGGUAUGGGAAUGCUCCAGAUAUCUUGAUGUUGGGCAAAGUGUUAGCAAUGACAAUAUUCUGCAUCAUAACAUCAAUUUGAGCAAAAAGGUAAAUUGGCUAUGUACCACUCCGACUGAAUCAGAAAAUCUUGUUGUCUGUGAUACUACCAAAGUAGUAAAGGUCUAUUCUGUUUCAUAGAUUAGAAUUUCAAAAUAAUCAAUUCCCAUUAAGCCGGGAGGGCCAUUUCUGGUGCAGAAGAUCAUUUCCUGUACGCCCUUGUGUUGCGUCCCUUCUGAAGAGGGGGCUUGUUUCUCCAGAGGCAACUUUCAUAGUAUCACUUACUAAGGUAAAGAGGUUCCCAUUUCGGGGCACACCAGUGCGCACCCAAUGAGCGCUUGGAGUUUUAAACUAAUACAAGUUAGGAUUAAUUGGUAUCUAUUACGUAUCAUCUCACUGGUUGGAUAGUUUUAUUUGCUGCAAUACCUUUCUUGAAUGUAAAACCUCUCAUGUUGAUCAUGACAUGACAUGAGAAAGAGGGGGUAUGCA